GGUGGUCGCAGUGGUCGUUCUUUUCGUCAACAUGGAUCAAGAGAAAGGCGUCGCGAGUGUUCUCGUGCUCGUAGUCCGGUCUCAGCCAUCCCUCCCAGGCAGUCUUUGAAUGUCCCAGAAUCCUCAUCACGUUCGAGAAGAAAGGCAGCAACAAGGGAUUCAAAAGGACGUGGAGGCGGAGGAGGAGGUGGUGGUGGAAAGAAGUCCUAUCGAAGCAGUCAUCACAGUAGUCGUCAUCCUCGAUCACCAACACCACGUAGGAAUCGACCACCUUCUACAUCUCGAAAAUCUCGUCUUCCUGAUGUUGGGAUUCAAUCAUCUUCCAUGACACCAGUUAAUCCCCUGGAACCGGUUUCGAAUGCGUUCACUGAUGUUUGGGCGAAACAGCGUCGAUCAUCAGUUGGUGUCAUCUAA
Molecule: messenger RNA, 414 nt
Organism: Rodentolepis nana
Lineage: Eukaryota; Metazoa; Platyhelminthes; Cestoda; Cyclophyllidea; Hymenolepididae
Source: the annotation of a GenBank genome assembly